CCGUGGUUACAAUUUGCUAAUGUUACAAUUGUUUUUUUUUAUAUAUUUAACUACUCAUCUCGACUAGUAGACUCUCGGAACACAAAGUAUUAUGUAAAUAAUAAUUAAAAGUAAUAAUAUUGUUUUUUUUCUAAGCUUUUUAAAAUAGAUCUAUUUUCAAUUUUGACUAUUUUGUCCUAUUGUUCUGUUGAUAGAAUAUAUAUAACAAAUAACAAUUUACAACUUUAUCGAUAAUUUCUAUUAAUAUUGCCGUUCGCAAUUUCGCAAUAUCUAAUUAUAUUUGAUGAAAACGAAUCGGCAAUAGGUUAUUUGUUAAUAGUUAUUACCUAAGGGAUUGUGUGAAACAAUGAGAAAAUACCAACAGUUGCUAUUGGUGCUCGUGUCUUUUGUCAGUGUCUUUUCACUGUUGUUGUACAGGUAUGAAUACAUGCAACUUCUGAACGUCUUAGAAGUGCUCAACUUUUUUGGUUACACAGCUGACAACAUGACAAAUUGUGUUCUGCUGGAGGACAAGUUCUAUGUGGAUCUGGAAAACGACAAUUUGUUAGCAAAACCACCUGUUUCAUGGAUCAAACGCGAUCAGUACUAUGCAUACUCUGCCUUCUGGUCCGCCCAACAACAGACUGUUCAUUUGCUGAUUUUGGGCCCAAGAUCGGCGUUCUCUGGUUAUGAAUGCCGUGUAUGGUUUAAAAUGACAGAUCAGUUUAUUUCCAAGACGGCAAAACUUUCUUAUAGCAUUAGAACUAAUAAUCAUGAUCCAAAUUUUCAUCAAUAUGAGGUUCAUUGCAAGCCUGACGACUUCCCUGUCAACACUGAACCAUAUGGAGUUUUGCUGGGACGAGAAAACUCAUUAAAACUGUUCAUACCAAUUGAAGUUCAAAAAGAAUCUCCCAUCAAAGACGAUCUGAUUAUGUGUAUUGCACCAGAUUAUUCCGGCAUCCCUGAUACACAUCUUGUAGAAUUCAUUGCAUUUCACACAUUGUUAGGUGUUCGUCAUUUUGUAGCAUACGAUAUUGGCAUUCACUACAAAGUUCUUCAAUUUUUACGUUCAAUUUCUGGCCACAAAGACUUAUACAAAACUUUUUCUACACUCUCUUGGCAGUUCCCUACGACAGAUCUACAAUUAGAAAGGUCAAUUUUACAAAAAGAUUGUAUGCAAAGAACACAAGGUCUUGCUAAACAUAGUAUUUUAUUAUCAUGGGAUCAGUACUUGGCGUUAAAUAAGGAUGAACUUAAUUCUUUAAAGAAUGACAUUCAUUAUACAUUUCAAAUAAAGAAAUGUUGUAAUAAUCGGCAGCUAAAAAAAUCCUGGCCCAUGGCUAUGAAGAAAACAAUAUGUGAAAAGACUAAUGAGACAAUAAAUACUAUCAUUGAUGAUCAAACAAUGAAUUACCAACCGCCUACAAAAAUGGGAUCAAUACAUAGGUUGGAAGAAAUAUGUGAAAAAAUCAGUGGUAAAGAUGACAAAAGUAUGGCUAAGUAUUUAAUAAAUUUUGUAAAUAGUAAACUGUUGAGGUUAUGGAAAUCUCAAUUAAAAUUUUCCAUUACUCAUGCAACCAAUAACAAUAUAAUUAAUCUGUAUACAAAUUAUUCUUGAAUUUAUUUUCGAGUGUAACAUUUAAAAAGGAAUUAUAUGUAUGUAUUUUUUUAAAGGAUAUUUUAUACAAAAUCAAAUAAAUAUUACUAUUUUUAAAUAAUUAAA
This is a messenger RNA of Metopolophium dirhodum (rose-grain aphid), 1702 nucleotides long. RefSeq lists its product as uncharacterized. The transcript has a single exon. The coding region runs from base 347 to 1597 and encodes 416 amino acids. The record is from RefSeq and is a predicted model, not a curated record. Lineage: Eukaryota; Metazoa; Arthropoda; Insecta; Hemiptera; Aphididae.